CUCCUUUACAAUACUAUCGCAACGUCACGCAAGAGGUUCGACCCAGGAAAUAAUAUCCCAAAAGAACAAGAUUGAAGUGAGGCAUUGCUCAUCGAUUUGACCCUGAAUACUGUCACUUGUCCUGAAUGACAGAGCGCGAGGAGAGAGACACGAGAGGGUUGUUCUUUCUAGUAAUGUUUUGUACGGCAUCGAUGGUACAGAAUCAAGGGCAAAGACGCAAAAGUUUCCUUCCCAGCUCAAAUAUUUAUCGUCUCAUCGUUGAGUUUAGCCAUAAAUAUAUAUAAACAUUUCACAAUGUCAUGCUGGGGAGUGUUUAUGCGCAGACAUUAUCAGUUCUCCAGACUAUUAAAAUUACAUCAUCUCAACGCGCCAGCGUGUCAACAGAGAGGGUUCCACCCAACUACUGCUUACAAGACAUAUGAUGUGAGAAAAGUGGAGUUAAUGCCAUUGGAUCAGAGGAAACUGACGUUUGACUCCCAUGCGCUUGUUAAAGAGCUGGAAUCAAGUGGCUUUGAGAAAAGGCAGGCUGAAGUGAUCGUAACAGCACUGGUGACACUUACCACAGCCAAUAUGGACAUUGUAUACAGAGAUAUGGUCACAGGAAACCAUCAGGAAAUAGCUCUUCAACAAAUUAUGGCUCAUCUGGACUCUAUCAGAAAGGAUAUGGUUAUCCUGGAGAAGAGCGAAUUUGCCAACUUGCGUUCAGAAAAUGUUAAAAUGAAAACAGAGCUGGAACAAAUAAGGAACAGAUUACUGGAAGAGAGUCAAAGACUCAGAGCUGAUGCAAAGUUAGACAUUAAUCUGGAGCGGAGUAGAGUCACUGACAUGUUUACAGAUCAAGAAAAGAACUUAAUGGAGGUUAGAACGGAGUUUCAAAAACAGAAUGUACAAAUAGAAAACGAAGCUGGGGAAACUUCAAGGAAAAUAGACAUACAAGUAGCCUCUUUGAAGACACUCCUGGAAUCACUAAAACUACAAACGAUUCAAUAUCUUGCAGCAUGCAUCUUCACCUGCUUGGCAAUUGCAUUAGGUUUCUAUCGCCUGUGGAAAUAAUUCUCACUUUUGAAAAGACCUUCAGAGGAUUUAUCUAAAAUGUUAUUAGAACUCUUGUUUUAAUCUAAUGCAGUUUUUUUUAUAUGACAUUUCAGCCGUUACAUAAAUGGAUUGUUUUUUUAUAAAGAAUCAACUAGAAGUCAACAAUGGAAAAUGACAAACUGUUAAAAGAAAAGGACAAUAUGACAAUUCGGCUUGUACAAUACUGUAUAUGUGACUAGAUUCUGUCUAUAAUAUUGCAGUAAUUUUUCUGAUAUUCCAGCUAUAUUGAAUCACAAAAGUUCUACCAUGACUUUUUCUUGUUUUAGUUCUCAUUUGGCUCUACAGCAUGAAUGUAUUGUCAACAGAGUUUCUGGCCCAGAUAACUUGCUCAAGAUGCAGGCAACGUUUAGUAAAUUUUUAUUUAGCUAUUCCUACUUGCAGUUGGUAGUAAUUCUUGCUCUGUGAAUUUAUUCAUAGACUGAAGUGGUGCAGAAGAGGCCCCUUUACUAUCUAUAUCAUGCAUCUAGUGCAUCUGUCUGGCAGGGCUUAUAUAGAAGCUUGAACUCAUGGCUUUUGUCCGACUGGUUGGCUUUUUAAGAAAAUAAAAUCAAAUUUAAAUGUC
Molecule: messenger RNA, 1657 nt
Organism: Triplophysa dalaica
Lineage: Eukaryota; Metazoa; Chordata; Actinopteri; Cypriniformes; Nemacheilidae
Gene: ccdc90b
Product: coiled-coil domain containing 90B
Exons: 9
Coding region: 295-1053 (252 amino acids)
Cellular component (GO): mitochondrion
Source: RefSeq, a predicted model, not a curated record